UAAGUCGAUUAUCGUAUCCUGCACUCUUUUUUCCUCUUUCUAUUUUUCUAUUUCUUUUCUUUUUCUUCAAUUAUCUUCGACACCGCGGGAAUCCCCGACGAGCGACUUCGGCGGUGACAGCUUAUCGCUCGGAUUAUCUAACUCCCCCCAGCGGAGGUCUCCGAUGCCAUCAGUUAUUUAAUCGCACCUCCAUCCAGGACUUGUCCUUCGUUCACACUUCAUACACCAGAACCGCAAUAUCGCAGCUAUCUUCACAACGAGAACAAACAGCAGAUACCGGAAAAUCGCGACGAUGGUUGGCGUUCAGUCCAUCCAGGUGCCCGAAAAGUCAAAGGUUGACUUCGGAGCCAUUAUCACCGGCCUCGACGUGGAAAACCUCAGUGACGAGGAUUUCGAGCUUCUCCGCGAUACCCUUUACAAGAAGAGCGUCGUAGUGAUCAAGAGCAAACCGGAUAUCUCCGCCAAGGCCCAGUAUGAGCUCACUCGCCGAUUCGACCCCGCUUGCGAGAGCUACGGUCAUGGCAAGACGCUCGAUGCCAAACGCAGCAUCCUGCACCCGGAUCUGAAGACUGUCCCUCACCAGCCGCAGGUGCAAGUCAUUGGAAAUGGCUUCGUCCCUAGCUAUGAGGGUCUCGAGAACAUCACUCUCCGUCAUCCGCAUCAUAAGACGUUCCACAAGACCCGCAUCCCGGAUGAAGAUGACCUGGCAUAUACGCGGUUCUACCGAUGGCAUAUCGACGCUGCUCUUUAUGACUUGAACCCACCUCGUGUCACUUCGCUCCUUGCCGUUUCUGUGCCCAAGGGUCGCAGACAGACGGUGCGAUAUGAUGAUGGCACCGGAGAUGAGCUGGAUGUGCCGCUGGGAACGACUGCGUUUGUCAGCGGCUACAACAUGUACAAUAUUCUGUCUGAGGAAGACAAGGAAUUCGUGCGCACCAGCAAGAUCGAGUACGCACCUCAUCCGUACAUCUGGAUGAGCCCAGCCAAGUCGCGUCCCGACGGACUUGGCAUGUUGUCGGAAGGUCUGGAGCUGGCAGAGUCAGAACUGCCGCCAAUUGAGCCCGAGAAGAUCAAGAUCUUCCCCAUGACGUGGAAGAACCCAGUCACUGGGGAGCUGGCACUGCAGAUUCACCCGUCUGCUGUCCGUCGCAUCCAUCUGAAGGAUGGCAGUGUGAUCGACGAUCUGGCCAAGGUGCGAGAGAUCGUGCAUAGACUGCAGCGUCCGGCUAUCAGUCCGGAAUAUGUCUAUCCGCACGACUGGGUGGAAGGCGAUCUCGUCCUCUUCAACAACCAGGGCGUACUGCACUCGGUUGUUGGAGCCUUUGCCGAGAAUGAGGUUCGGAUCUUCCGCCAGUGCAACCUGGCUGCGAGCACGCCGCCUGUGGGACCGGAUGCGUAGAUUACUCGUUUCUGUACCGAGUAUAGUUUGUCUUAUCAUCUGUCUAGGAAUUGCAAGUAGUUAAAUAGUUAAUGAAGGUAUAAAGCCGCGAUCAGUUCAUUGCCAACUCAGUUUGAUAUAUUCAUCCAGCAUCCUAGUCUUCUCUUAAACAAG
This is a messenger RNA of Paecilomyces variotii, 1552 nucleotides long. RefSeq lists its product as hypothetical. The transcript is spliced from 2 exons. Bases 293 to 1399 code for a protein of 368 amino acids. The record is from RefSeq and is a predicted model, not a curated record. NCBI's taxonomy places the organism in Eukaryota, Fungi, Ascomycota, Eurotiomycetes, Eurotiales, Thermoascaceae. Gene Ontology annotation, molecular function: oxidoreductase activity.